AUGGAGAACCUCGACAAGCUGUCUGCGACGGGCUUACCAAUAUUUGAUCUCAACGAGGAGAAUCUGCAACACAAGGACUGGACUAAAACACCCAUAGGCGCACGCGAGUCGUGGCCCGUUGCAUUAAAAUGUAUCGUCAACACAUGCGUUCUGCCUAUGCCCCACUGCACUGCCGUCUUUUGGGGCCAGGACAUGAUAGUCAUCCACAACCUGGCCUGGGAGAAAGCAAGGGGUGGUCUUGACGGCCAGGCUACGAGCGCGCGCGAUAGCUACAGUCAUGAAGCACUCGGCACGAUACGGACGGUGCUGAGAGGACGAACGGUCAAGGUAGCCGCCAGGUAUUUUCUCAAAAGUUUCGCGGAGGAAAAGGAUAUGCAGCUUCUCCUCAGUACAAUCCUAGAUGAAAGCGGUACGCGACAGGGCGUACUGGCCCAACUCCUCGAAAACCAGAACGUGGACCGCUACAUGCCCAUCGAGGGCAUAGAUGAACUUUCGCGCCAGAAGCCAGGGAGACAAGUCAAGAACAAGGAAUCUCAGCAGAAGAGCAAGCACAAGAAUACGGAGCAGGCCGAUGCCAUGCAAACCAACAUGUUCCAGCGCUUCGCCGAGCUGCUGCCCAACGGCUUGGCCAUUCUUGACAAGGAUGCCGAAGCCAUCUUCGUGAACGAUGGCUUCUUCAAGCUGACGACCAACAAGGGCAACAACGAGUUUCGCUCGUGGCCGGAGAGCAUACAUCCUGACGACUACGAAGACGUCAUGGCCGCCUAUCGCAAGGCAUUCGAAAGCCGCACCGAGCUGCAGAUAGAGUUUCGAUGCGACGUUGCAGCGCCAGAGGAAAUGAAGUCCAAGGGAGAGCAGUGGCGGCUAUUCUUACUGAAACCUUUGAGUGAGGAAGCUGAUGCCGGUUUCAUUAGCGCCGUCAUCGACAUCACGGACAUUAAACAGGCCCAACUGACCCAAGAGAAGGCUGCCAACGAGGCCAAAGAGCGCAAGGAACAGCAAGAGAGAUUCAUCGACAUGGUUUCGCACGAGAUUCGAAAUCCCCUUUCCGCUGUCUUGCACUUGGCCGAGGAAGUGAGAGAGAUUACAAGAGAGAUUGGAGCCGAGCAUGAAGACGUUCGCGACCAGGUAGCCGACAUCUUGGAUGCUGCCGACACUAUACUUCUCUGCGUCUCACACCAGAAUACCCUUGUAGACGACAUUCUAUCUUUUUCCAAGCUCGACUCUAUGAUGUUAUCUUUGGUACCCCGACCAACAAGACCUAAGUGGGAGUUUUCCCAAGCGCUUCGAGUUUUUCAUUCCGAGUUCAAGGCCAAAAACAUCAAAUUCCACUACGCUAUGGAUAUUUCUUUCGAGGAACUGAACGUAGAUAAUGUUGUCGCCGAUCUUAAUCGCAUGAAGCAAGUCUUGGUCAAUUUGAUAACCAACGCCAUUAAGUUUACCUCUAAGAAGAAUGGCGACCGAAACAUCACUGUAUCUAUGGGCGCAUCCGUCGAGCGGCCUACCUCUUACCCCCCCAAUGUUAUCUAUUUUAGUGAGGAGAAGGAAGCGUUUCAUCUCGAUUCAACCAUGACAUCAGAAUGGGGUGCUGGGGCCGCCAUGUACUUGAUGGUAGCUGUUAAAGACACUGGAAUAGGUAUCAGUAAAGAAGGCCAAGCCAAGUUGUUCGAGCGUUUUAGACAAGCAACACCGAAAACGCAGGAAAAAUACGGCGGCUCAGGUCUCGGUCUGUUCAUAUCCCGCAAAUUGUGCACAUUACACGGUGGAGACAUUGGCGUCAGCUCGAAAGAGGGAGAAGGUUCGACAUUUGGUUUCUUCUUCAAAGUACGUCGCGCGGUUGGCGAAAAUGACGAGGGAAGGCCAUGGAUACAAUCACGAAGCAACUCGGAAACCUCCAACUCUUCCGCCCGCCCAGGCGAAUCUGGGUCGCGACCAUCUCGUCCAGGCAUGAGUCGUGCGAAUUCGAAUCUCUCGAGCAUCAAAGAACGGAAGAACGAGCGCCCUGAAGCGAAAUCACUGGCCAGUCAUAGUGGUGUUGAUACCGAAGAGAUUGAGCCCUCACUGAAAGACCCGCCAGUAGAAAAACGGCCAGAGGCGCAUCCGGAGUCGAACGAAGAUGCGCGUUAUAGAGAGACCGAGAAAGCCACUGAGGAUAUCAAGACAAUCAAACCAAACAUGGAGAGAAAAUUGCCCGAUCUGAAGAAAGGCGAAACGUCACGACAGGAAGAGGACGCUUUGGAAGUCACGAGAUCUCAGAGCGAUCAACGCUCUGAAGAUACACAUACCCUCCUUCUUGUUGAAGACAAUUUGAUCAAUCAGAAGGUUCUCCGGCGGCAGCUUCAAUCCCGUGGCUUCCAAGUCUUCACCGCGAACAACGGUCAGGAAGCAAUCGACGCGGUAGCCGAGCGUGGACAAAGGGCAGAUAACGGCCCCGACGACCGGAACUAUUUCGACUGCAUACUCAUGGAUCAAGAAAUGCCUAUAAAAGACGGUAAUGCCGCGACACAAGAGAUCAGACAACUACAAAAUGAGGGCAAGGCUGGAUAUAGUCAUAUUCUGGGUGUCUCUGCAAACGUUCGAGAAGCGCAGACAAACAGUAUGCGUGAAGCUGGCAUGGACGACGUCAUAUCUAAGCCGUUCAAGGUAGACGACCUAGUCAAGAAAGUCCGGAACUUGGUCCUGAACGGUGGCGGCGGCUCAAAGCAUGAUAACAGGCCGAACGGUGUCUCAAAUACAGAAAAGGACAGCAAGAGCGACGAUCAGAAGGAGAAAGGCGGCGGUCUCCAUCCACGAGAUGCGAAAAGACGGGAUGACAACAUACAUUCAGAUAAUGAACGGGAAAAUCGAGAUCGAGGGGGCGAAAGGUCAAGAUCCCGGGCUACGAUAAGAAUAGGGCCCGCAUCACACCAAAAUGAGUCCCUAACGCAUCAAAAUACAUCGUGA
Messenger RNA from Alternaria atra, 2943 nucleotides. RefSeq lists its product as uncharacterized. The coding region runs from base 1 to 2943 and encodes 980 amino acids. The transcript is spliced from 7 exons. Gene Ontology annotation, molecular function: phosphorelay sensor kinase activity. The record is from RefSeq and is a predicted model, not a curated record. Gene Ontology annotation, biological process: phosphorylation; phosphorelay signal transduction system. Lineage: Eukaryota; Fungi; Ascomycota; Dothideomycetes; Pleosporales; Pleosporaceae.